AUGUCGCAAAGAAAAAUGGUGGAUGAACCCGUGAGAGAAGAGGACGAAACGAAGAUGACGUUCCGGGCCGUUAUGGACGAAAAAUAUUACACCGAAACGCCCACGACGAAAAUUUACGCGGCGGAAUUAAAUUCGCCGAAAUUCAUAUCGAAAAUCGUUAAAUCUUUGAACGACUUGUUGCCCAUACCGAAAUUACAACAUUUGAAAAGAGUCAAAAGAAUCGGAGAUAAAUUUCACGUUAUUUUGAAUUUCAUACCGGAAAAAGGUGUGGAAGGAGAGGAGGAGGAUGGGGAUGGGGAUGGGGAAGAACGUUCGAGUAAAAAAAUGAAAUUGAACGAUGAUUGUAUCAUUUUGGAUGAUUUGAAAAAAAAGGGAUUCGAUUAUGAGAAAUUAGGGAUCGUCGGAGUUGGAAUUCAUUCCGUUCCGAUACGCGGACCCAAAACGAGGCAACAAUUCGAGAAGGCCAUGGAAUAUUGGCCGGUUAAUUUUCAUCCGGAGAAGAAAAUCGAAACGAUGUUGAGCGAGAGAAUAUUCGAUGAAUCCGAACGCGAAUAUCAUUUGGAUAACAUGAAACGAGUUUUGAAAAUGUCGGAGAACGAGAAUGGGAAAAACGUCGCCAUGAUUGUGGAUUUCAAAGAGAGACGAAUCAUCGCUUGGGGAUGCGAUAGGGUGGAAGUGCAUCCUUUACAACACGCCGUAAUGGUGGCGAUUGAUGUCGUCGCGAGAACGAAUAAUGGAGGCGCCUGGGAUCUUCCCUACGAUGAAUUAACUUUCGAUAUGAAAAACGCAACGUUGAAUCAUGAAUCAUCGUCAAUGGACAAGGUGAAGUUGAAAGCGGGGGAGGUUGAUGAUGAUGAUGAUGAUGAGGCCCCUUAUUUGUGCACCGGUUACGAUUUGUACGUGGCAAAAGAACCUUGCGUAAUGUGUGCCAUGUCUCUCGUACACAGUCGAAUCAAAAGAGUUUUCUUCCACGUUAGAAAUCCCGAAAGGGGAGCUUUGGCCUCCGCGUGCCACGUUCACACCAUCAAAGAUUUAAAUCAUCAUUACGAAGUUUUCGAGUUCGUCAAAGCAAAAGAAUGA
This is a messenger RNA of Pediculus humanus corporis (human body louse), 1080 nucleotides long. RefSeq names its product cytidine and deoxycytidylate deaminase zinc-binding region, putative. Gene Ontology annotation, cellular component: cytoplasm; nucleus. NCBI's taxonomy places the organism in Eukaryota, Metazoa, Arthropoda, Insecta, Psocodea, Pediculidae. Gene Ontology annotation, molecular function: tRNA-specific adenosine-34 deaminase activity. The transcript has 2 exons. The coding region runs from base 1 to 1080 and encodes 359 amino acids. The record is from RefSeq and is a predicted model, not a curated record.